UUCAAAUAUUAUUCAAAAUUGGUAUUACGCAAUGAUCGUUGAACAUUUGUAUAUCAAUUACGUAACUACUGAGGAGUAAAUAUUUGAAAAAUCCAAGUACACGUCACAUUGAAUCUUGACCUAACUGCACUGAUUGAUUUGAAAUUUAGAAGGUGGAAGUUUAUUGCAAAAUUGCAUCAGAAUCUUUUUGGUGAGCAGUUUUUAGAAGAUGAAGACAAUUCUUGUUACAGGAGCUAACAGGGGCAUAGGGUUGGCGUUCGUACGGCUGCUGGCCCGGUACGAGCCUACCCCAGCGUUCAUCUUCGCUACGUGCAGGUCGCCUGACACAGCAAAGGAACUGCAAGAUCUUGCCGCAACUCACACACAUGUCAGAAUUUUAAAAAUAGAUGUGCAAAAUGAAUCAACUUACGGUCCUGCAGUUGAAGCAGUAUCUAGUCUAGUAGGAGAAAAUGGACUCAACGUUCUUAUCAACAAUGCUGGUGUGUUUCCAAAGGACGGCUAUGAGAAAGUCACUAGAGAAUAUCUCACAAGCAUAUUCGAGAUCAACAUCAUCGGUCCUAUACGUAUCACACAGGCUUUCCUACCACUUCUGAAGAGAGGAGCACGUAAUAGCAAAAUAGAACGAUUCAGCAUAGAGAGAGCAGCGGUUAUCAACAUGGCCAGUAAGAUGGGUAGCAUAAGUCUAAACACAAGUGGUGGAGCUGCGGGUUCCAGAGAAAGUAAGGCCGCCCUCAACAUGUUCACACGAAGUCUGAGUAUAGAACUGAAGACAGACAAGAUCCUUGUGGUAUCACAGUGCCCAGGCUGGGUUUCAACUCUCAACGGCGGACCGGAUGCUCCCAAAACACCGGAGAUUUCUGUAUCUGAGAUGCUUCAAAUAUUUGCACUAUAUUCCGAAGAACAUACAGGUUGCUAUUUAGACAAUCAAAUCCCUCUUACAUUCAGCCAGUAUUAGCAUGAUUAAAGUCUUCUUCAUGGAUAUUCCAACAUAACAGUUAACUACUAGUAACUUGAAUAAUUAAACAACUAUCGUUAAGAUGAGAGGAGAAAACUAUCUUCGUAAUCUAGAUUCAAGACGAAAAAUGAAUAAACCGAAGCAAAUUUAAUUAUAAUUACCAUGAUUACGUCGUUUACGGGUAUUAUCCAAGUCCUUU
Molecule: messenger RNA, 1154 nt
Organism: Lytechinus variegatus (green sea urchin)
Lineage: Eukaryota; Metazoa; Echinodermata; Echinoidea; Temnopleuroida; Toxopneustidae
Product: C-factor-like
Exons: 5
Coding region: 209-955 (248 amino acids)
Source: RefSeq, a predicted model, not a curated record